CAAUGAGACCUAUUCACUUGAAUAAUUUGGGAUAUUGAAUCAUGAGAUGAGUCAAAAUAGUCCAGAGAAAGACUGCUCGUCUUGAAUUCCACAGCCACACGAGAACUUCCCUUGAGCACUUCGGCCCUUCACUGCGGCCUUUCUUAUCAACGUCCGCUUCUAUCCUGACAAACCAAACGAUGGUCUCAUCUCCCGCUCCCUCAGGCUACGUAUACGUGGGAUGUUACCCCGACAGCGUGGUCCGCCUCUUAGAUGGAGCGAGCGUGGCCAUGUCCAAUCUCACAAUAGCCGCCUGCGCAAACUAUUGCAACACGAUAAGCAGCACACGCUUUUAUCCCCUCAUCGGUGUCGAAGACAAAGACCAAUGUUUCUGCGGCACCAACUUCACUCGCGAUCCGGGAACUGCGAACGAGUUCGGUUGUAACGAUCCGUGUAACGGAAAUGCGAAUCUGACGUGUGGAGGUCAGGGAUAUAUUAAUGUGUAUAAUGCGACUUCGGUACCUGCUGGUUUGAAUCCAUUGCCAGUUCCAACUACAACUACAUCAAGCGUUCUGGGGGGCAUCACGAUCAUUCCUGUUGAUACAGCUCCCGCAAUCUCGACAACCCCGACACCCUCUCCGACUCCGAUUCCGUCUACAAAGCCAUCUCGAGCUCUUGUGGCUUUGUCGAUCAGUGCUGGUGUGCUGAUGGCUUUCUUGCUCGCGGCUCUUGAUGAACUUCCGGGUGAAAUCGCCGAUUCCGAGUAUGGGAUAUACGGAAGUUCCUUACAUAGCACCCCGCACAUCAAGCUUCCAGUGAAUUGGGGAGGAUGGUAAACGGUUGCAUGUUGGGAGGGAAUGGAGUUACGGGCUACUUAGCCAUCUCAAUGUUUGAAAAUGAGUAGAUGGUUUUCGCGCAUGUUUUGCUCAUGAACUUCUUCUGGUCGCAGUCUAGUAUCAUUGAAAAUGUGAACAUUCUCAUUAAAAGUGGUAUAGCAGAUAAAGCAACUGUGGAGCUAAGUAGACUGCCUGUCUUUCUGAAGAACAAAGUAACCUCCGACCCACGCUUGAAGACUCCGCCAAACAGCUCAACU
This is a messenger RNA of Mollisia scopiformis, 1072 nucleotides long. RefSeq names its product WSC-domain-containing protein. The record is from RefSeq and is a predicted model, not a curated record. Lineage: Eukaryota; Fungi; Ascomycota; Leotiomycetes; Helotiales; Mollisiaceae. The transcript is spliced from 3 exons. Gene Ontology annotation, cellular component: plasma membrane. The coding region runs from base 180 to 815 and encodes 211 amino acids.